AUAUUACAUACCUUUUCUUGUUUGUUCCCCUCUCCUCCAAUUUAAAGUGGCCAUCUCUGCUAAGCAUGGUGAUACAUCUUUAAUCCCAGCACCUUGGAUUCAGAGGUCAGGCCUUGCGGAAGACAGAGAGAAGCCAAGCAGAGAGAAGCCGGUCCUGCUCUCGAGAGAAAAGGGAGGUAAACAACGUGCCUGGGUUACACUAAGGACAUGGUGACAGACUUUGAUGAGAAACAUGAUGAAUAUUUAAUAUUGCUUCAGCAGAGAAACAGGAUAUUAAAGCAUCUGAAGGCCAAGGAUCCUUUGCAAUUGAGACUGGAGCAUUUGGAGCAAGGGUUCUCCGUCUAUGUCAAUGGGGCCAAUUCAGAGCUGAAGACAUCCCCACGGAAAGCUGUUCAUGCAGACUUCUCCAGAAGUGCUUCACAGGCAGAGGGGAUGCCCAAUUGUGGACGAAGAGCCCUGUUUCGAGAAGCUGAAGAAGCCUUAAGACGCACUUCGCGGACAGCGCCUAGCAAAAUCCCGCGCCGAGGAUGGCACCAGAGAUCCGUGCAGAUCAGAACUGAAGCAGGCCCACGGCUCCACAUUGAACCUCCUCUGGACUAUUUGGAAGAGUUUGAGCUUCAAGGGGAUGUGACUGGCAAGGCCAAGGAUGCUGCUGGGGAUUGUGCUCAGGAGCUGAAUAAAAGCCUCAAACUCAGUGUAAACCCCCAAAGCAAGCAGAAGGAUGGUUCCAGUGAUGAGUAUGACUCCAUUGAAGAAGAGAUACUUUCGGAGCCUGAUCCUGAGGAUAGUGUGCUGCUGAGCUAUCCCAGAGAAGAGCCUCCUCUUUCCAGUGGGGACUCAGUCUACAAGAAUGUCCUCAAAGACCAGGAGCCAGAAGGACAGCCUCCCCAGGGCACGGACACUCUUGUGGUGUUGGAGCUUAAUCCGGCUUCCAAAAGUAACAAAAGGGAAAGGAUUUUGUCUGCCAAGCGGAAAGACAAUGCUGAGGUCUUCAUCCCCAGCAAACCAGAGCCAACCCUGAAUCCACAGCCCCCUGCUGUGUUCCCAGAUCAGGACAAAGCCUGCUCCAGUAAGAGUUGGGAGGCCCUGAGUGGAGAGGGGGUCCUGGGUUUGGGGCCGGGCAGUCGGCGAGAGAGACCCCUGUCAGCAGCCCGCAAAACCUUGUGCACAGCUGAGGACCGAGAAGAAGAUGUCUCAGCAGUGCUGCGAGCCAUCCAGGUGGAGAACGCUGCCUUGCAACAGGCGUUUCUAGGCCAAAAGUUGGAGCUGCCCACCAGCCCACUACAGGAUGUGGAAGAACUUCGAGCAAAGCCAUGGCCCAGUCUGCUGAAGGUCAAGGAGGAAGGCCUUGAGCUUCUUGCUACCACCCUGAUGACUGCUUCUGAACCAUCAAAGGAGGCAGUGGAAGACAAAGCUGCCAGCCAAGCCACCAACAUAAUCUGUCUUUCAGGAAGCAGACAACAGCAAAAGCUUCCAGAAGUCCUGCAGACCAUCAAAAGUGACUCUGCCCAUCUCAGCAAGGUGGCUGCAUCAACAGAGAAGCAAGUACUAGACCCAGAGGACAAGUGGAAAAUGAGAGAUGAGAUCAAAGAUGCUGUCUAUGUGACCAUGGAAAUCCUGUCCAACUGGGGCAAUGCCUCAUGGGUGGGCCUUACUGAAGUUCAGUUCUUUGACCUGAAUAGCACAAGACUGUAUGUGUCAUCUCAUAAUGUGGACAUCCAGAACACUUCCUCGUCAUCUGAGCUGGGCUGCCUUGUCAACAAGAACUUGGUGAACAAAAAGGACCCCUCUGUGUGGACCUGCCCUUUCCACCCACCCCUCCAGCUCCACUUUGUGAUCCACAGCACAGAACAGCUGUCAGACUUUGCUCUGUCCAAGGUCAAGGUUCAGAAUUACUGGACAACAGAUGGGGAUCUUGACAUUUGUGUCAAGAACAUCAAACUCUAUGUCAACAAAAGUCUCGUCUUUGAUGGCAUGUUGGACCGAGGUGGUGGUGAGGCCCCAGCUGAUUGCACCAUCCCGGUCGGCCUCCAGACCAAGCAGGAGAACACAGAGACCACCCUAAGCGCUGAUUGGGAAGAUAGCAAAGGUGCCUUCAGCAUGGCUGCCAUUAAUGAGGACAUGGAACUUGGUCCUGGUUGCUCACAGGUGGCUGAAGCUUUGGUGGGUGUGACAGAUUCUUCACAAGGAAAUCUCCUUAAAGAAAGGAGUAGUUCUAAUUGUGUGAAGGACAGUUUGUCCAAUUUAACAGAAGAUGUAAAAUUGUCGGCAACCUUAGCCUCAACUGGUGAUGGGCCCAGUGUCCCUUCUUCCUCCCUUCAGGGGAAAUGUUCUCUUCUGGGCAAAGAGCCCUCUUUGAUCCAACAGCUGGAAAACCUCACAGGCAGGAGACUCUCUGAGCCACCUGAGAGUACAUCAUGCUGGUUACAACCUUUUCCCUCGGGUACAGGCAGAAAACAGGUGGGCAGGAAACUCAAGCACUUGUGGCUCAGUCCUGAAAAGCCUCAAGACCAGAAGAGCAGACUCCCAUCUGAUGAUGUCUUGGGUGAGGGUCCUGGAAAGAUGGGGGCUGAGGUAGAUAAAGGCUCCCAACGUGAUCAAGGAUGGACCACCAACUGGAACAUUGUUGCUGAGGAGAGACUCCAAAGGACACCUCCCAAAGCCUGUGGCGAUGACUUAGACAUCUUCAACUGGCCCCCCAACAGGGAGCAUCCUACAAGUGGGAGGAGGGGCCGGAGGACGGAUGCACUCAGCAGUCAUCAUGAUGGCGAUCAGCCAGCCAGCACAGAAGAUGCCCAGGCCACCAGGACUCUGGCACAGCCACAGCGCCACAGUGAGCAGGAACACACGUUGCAUGAAUCAUGGGACUCCCUUAGUGCUUUUGACCGCUCCCACCGGGGCCGUAUCUCCACCCUGGAGCCACACAGGGACAUCUUGGAUGAGUUUCUGACACAGCACAAAGGCCGCUGGAAUGAGGAAUCCCCAGAUCCCUGGAGAGAGGAGUGGCUGGACUCUUCCAAAGGGCAGGGUGAUGGCUCCACAGAGAUAAAUGGCAGCAGUGAAUUUAGAAUCCCUGUCCUGCCUUAUGGACAGCACUUGGUCAUAGACAUCAAGUCCACAUGGGGGGACAGGCACUAUGUUGGCCUUAAUGGCAUAGAGAUAUUCACUUCCAAGGGGGAGCCAGUGAAAAUUCUGAACAUUAAAGCAGACCCUCCUGACAUUAAUAUUUUACCAGCUUAUGGGAAAGACCCCCGCGUGGUCACCAACCUCAUUGAUGGGGUGAAUAGGACUCAGGAUGACAUGCAUGUCUGGCUGGCCCCCUUCACACCAGGCAUGGCCCACUCCAUCUCCAUAGACUUCAUGUAUCCUUGCCAAGUUGCCUUGAUCAGGAUUUGGAAUUACAAUAAGUCCCGGAUCCAUUCCUUCCGUGGAGUAAGGGACAUAACGAUACUGUUGGAUAUGCAGUGCAUCUUUGAAGGAGAAAUCGCCAAGGCCUCAGGAACCCUUACAGGAGCUCCCGAGCAUUUUGGAGACACUAUCCUAUUCACUACUGAUGAGAACAUCCUGGAGGCCAUUUUCUGCUCUGAUGAGAUAUUCGACAUGGAUGUGGAGAGUCUGUGUGGGCUUCAGCUCGAGGAGGAGCUAAGGAGACCCAGCACGGCUGACAGCGAGGUCCUCGAGAGGCCCUUCACGCAGGCUGGCUCCAGUGCUGAGGAUCAGGAACUGGGGCUCGAGUUGCCAUCCAGUGGGCCUGUCCCCGAAGUCACCACACCAGAGCCGGGCAUCUUUCAUGGGCUGUGCCUUCGGCUAAACUUCACGGCCUCUUGGGGGGACCUGCAUUACCUGGGGCUCACCGGCCUGGAAGUAGUGGGCAAGGAUGGCCAGGCCCUGCCCAUCUAUCUGCACCAGCUCUCUGCCUCCCCCAGGGACUUAAAUGACCUGCCGGAGUACACUGAUGACUCCCGGACCAUAGACAAGUUAAUUGAUGGUGUCAACGUAACCACAGAGGAUGAACACAUGUGGCUGGUCCCCUUCUCACCAGGGCUGGACCACGUGGUCAUAAUCCGCUUCGACAGAGCUGAAAGCAUUGCAGGCCUGCGCUUCUGGAACUACAAUAAAUCUCCUGAGGACACCUACCGAGGGGCCAAAAUCGUCCACGUGUCCUUGGAUGGCCUGUGUGUAUCUCCUGUGGAAGGCUUCCUAAUCCGGAAGGGGCCAGGCAACUGCCACUUUGAUUUUGCUCAAGAAAUCCUCUUUGUGGACUACCUGCAGAGUCGGCUACCACUGGCGCCUGCACCAGCUAGGAGGCUUGAUGCAAAAUGCCUAGAGCGGGCAAGCAUGGACUAUGAGGCACCAGUGAUGCCCUGCGGCUUUGUCUUCCAGUUCCAGCUGCUGACCAGCUGGGGUGACCCCUACUACCUCGGCCUCACAGGGCUGGAGCUGUAUGAUGAGCACGGAGAGCGCAUCCCCCUGUCUGAAAACAAUAUCGCUGCCUUCCCUGACAGUGUGAAUGCACUGGAGGGUGUAUGUGGGGAUGUGCGGACCCCCGACAAGCUCAUCGACCAAGUGAAUGACACCAGUGAUGGCAGGCACAUGUGGCUGGCCCCAAUCCUGCCUGGCUUGGUGAAUCGGGUAUAUGUGAUUUUUGAUCUGCCUACCACCGUGUCAAUGAUCAAACUGUGGAAUUAUGCAAAAACGCCCCACCGAGGGGUGAAGGAAUUUGGCCUACUGGUGGAUGACCUGCUGGUGUACAAUGGGAUACUGGCCAUGGUGAACCACCUGGUUGGAGGCAUCCUGCCCACAUGCGAGCCCACUGUGCCUCACCACACCAUCCUCUUCACCGAGGACACGGAUCUGUGUCACCAGGAAAAGCACACCACUUUCAGUAAGCAGUUGGAGGACCAGGACAUCCAGAUGAUGAAUGAGAAUCAUGUCAUCACCACCUCCAGAAGGAAGCCAAGUGUCGCCGACCCAGCCUUACGUCCUAAAACCUGUAUAAGCGAGGAAAUGGUGAGGCCCUGGCGAUGCUGAGCAAGAGGGAGAGCGGCUCCUCUAGGCCAGCUAGGACUGAUCUAUCACCAGCUCUGUGAGGCACAGCCAAGAAUCCAAGGGCUGGAGGAGAGCCUCAGUGUGGAAAGACAAGAGACUCAGGGGAUGACAUCCCGGGGGGCUACAGAAGCCAGAUGGAGGAGGACAGGGCUGCAGCUGCAGGGUACCGGGUGGCCAUCCACUGCUACACUGGUCUGGCCGCGAGGAACUAACUUGGCUUCUCUUUGUACCUCCUGUGUGAUCCUACCCAGCAGGGCCUGUGAGCUCCCAAGCCUGGACAAGCUGUAACUCAGGCCCAGAGCAGGGGCCUGAACCCCUUGCUACUGCACAGUCCUGCUUCAGUGAGAGGGCGACAGCAGAGCUACCAAGUGGCUCUGGCUAUCCACUUAGGACUACCCUGGCCCUUAAUUUAUGGAGCUCCUGCUCCCCCGCCCCAGUGAGGAAAAGGCGCCCUUCAAGCUGGAUGACUUAUGACUUUUGCCUUGUGGGUAAGGCUGAGACUGUAUGGGCCUAGGGUGUGUCCUAGUAAAGAGAGGAAUGAGCCAGAAAGGGGACCUUACAACCACCUCUCUUCACUCUGCAAAUGUUCUGACUCCUGCUUCCCCCCUUCCACAUCUGAUCCCCUCUUCUCCCUCCCUGUCCCAUCUGACCCCACUUCUCUCCCUUCCUGCCCAGGAGUUGGGAAGGAGGGGCCCAGGCAGGCCCCCCUCUCCCUGAAGCCCAGCAAUUCCCAGCACGUUGGAAAUGUGCCUGCCUGCAGAGCAGCCUAAAGGAGUCCAGACGCUUCUAUUUCUAUCUAUGUAACAAGCUCAGAUCAGGGGCCUAAUAUGUUUCCCAGUGGUGGGUAAUUUCUCGUUCCAAAUAUUAAUCUGUUGUUUUCUUGGCACGGGGCCGGCCCCAGCCACGGUGCUGAACUCAAUGUGUUCCUAUGCAACCAAGAGUGGUGAACACCGAGGAACUGCGCACCCACUGGCAGCUAUGCAAAUGUGCAUUCCAUUGGCCCAGGUGGAAAAGAGAACUGCUUCUCGUGAUGAAGACCCAUCCUUGCCGUGGCUUCUUCUCGAGCUGCUGCCCCGCGCCUAGCCUGGGGCCAGCAAACCAGUUCUUAGGACAGACUGCUUUAAGGGAACCAUUGCCCACUCUGCCAGUGUGCAGGCUGAAAAGGAUUUGUCUGGGUGGCCCAUGACCAUGAUCACUCACUUGCUCCAGAAACCUCGGCUAAUGUUUGUAAUUGUAUGUUCUGGGCAAGUUAGGUAGGAAAAAGUAUCUAUGUGGGCAUUCUCUCUAAAACAAAUGUCUAUUUUUUUCUCUUGCAAAAUCAAUA
Jaculus jaculus (lesser Egyptian jerboa) is the source of this 6373-nucleotide messenger RNA. It is a transcript of the gene Katnip, whose product is annotated as katanin interacting protein. NCBI's taxonomy places the organism in Eukaryota, Metazoa, Chordata, Mammalia, Rodentia, Dipodidae. The transcript has 28 exons. Bases 208 to 5031 code for a protein of 1607 amino acids. The record is from RefSeq and is a predicted model, not a curated record.